AUGCUUAGCCCUGUCGUUUCCGACUCGUUUUCUAUGAUAGAACUAGACUUAGCGAGUGAUGAUUAUCAUGGAUGCAAAACGAAUGUGUCGCAGCAUCAUGGAUUAGAGGGAUCACACCCGUCUAUGCCACUUAUGGUGUUACCACUCGAUGCAGUAUCCCCUGAGCUUAAGACAGAUAUGAGCUCUAAUAACGAUACUACUGAUGCUGCUGGUAAUGGUACUUCUUAUCUUUCGGCACAACAAGCUGAGUAUCACUACGGACACCAUAUUCCGUCAGGCAUAGAAAGCAUCGUUUUUGAUGCUCUGCCUCAUAUGUUCGUGUCUUCUGAACCGGAGGACCACAGGUUCAUGCCCGAACUCUAUCUUCGACAAAAUGAACGCGUCGAAUCCGAGGCCGUAUUCAUUUCAAAUUACAGUAGGCCUCCGAGUCAUCAUGAAUUGAUCGAUCAGACUCAGUGGCAACACCAACAGUCUGAGUCUGCUUGCAUUCCCAUCAGAGACCAAGGAGUUAGGUUAACCGAGAUAAGCUCAUCAUUGGAUGCAAAACCUUUCGGGUCAGAGCCAGAACUUGUGUCAGAAACAGACCCAAUAACCGAACCAACAUAUCACCGAUGCAUUAUUCGUCCUUACCUCAAUGGCAGCCUUAACGUCACCAUAAUCUAUGAGCCUACCAAGUAUCCUGCGUUGAAUAUCAGCGAGCCAUUGAAACCUAUGGGUAUAUUUCGAGAGAAGUACGGGAUUCCCCACCAUCUGGGUGAGAAACACGACCAUAAGUCUUUAUUUAAAUUUACCGAUGACAAACAACGAGAUCAUUACUACCAGAGGAUGAACAGACGGAAGCUUCAAGAAGUGCUAGGACUCCAAGAGUUCCCUAUUGAAGUUACAUUAUAUUUGGAGAAAGUGGUUGUAGAGAUUGUACAAACUAAAUUAAAGCAUCCCAUUGGACACAAAACAUGGAUGCGAGAAACUACACCUAUGGAAAGAGUGGAGAUUAUUGACAGAUUAUUGAGAUAUACAGCCAUACUCUUCCCGAACUUGGAUCGAUUCCAUUUGGAUGUUAUUUUGCGGAGGGCAUCGUAUUUUGCGAUGCAAACUAAUAAAAGAAAGGAGAGAAGACACAAGGAAGUAAAGGCAAAGAAGUCCGAGAAAUACAUACAGUCUAUUAGAAAGCAGCUUUUAUUUUUAAUGGGUAAUAAUACUUCUACGUCGACACGAAAAUCGACUGCUAGUGGGUUGAAACCUACGAUGUCUAAUCGUGAAGAAGCUUAUAAGAAUUUGGAUGAAGAGUUCAGUGACUUGAUCCUUCAUCAAGUGAAAACUGAUCCACAACCAUUGACCACUACUCAUAGAGAACAACUUGCUGGACUUGGUCAACAUCAACAUGAAUUAGACUUGAGAAAGUCUGUUUUAAAUGAAUCCAUUAAGGCAGAGUUAGUGUCACAGAAAUCAGACUCGGGUUUAGGGUCCAGAUCGGGUUCAGAAUCAUUCCCCGUUCUCAAAUCACAAGCUCAACCGGAUCUUGCACCAGGAUGGGUGGGUGGAGAUUCCAUUGCUGCUACUACAAACACUUCUACCGUAGAGGCAUAUGCCCAUCAGCCGAACGACCUACUGAUUCAUUAUCGUCAGUUUCUGAGCGAUCUUCUUGAAGACGAAUUCAACGAAGUCCAUGACGGGUUACUAGAAACAGAUGAUGAAACAGAAAACGAAGUACACAGAAAUAUUAUCCCCAAGAAAGAUGACGACGAAGAUACCACAGAGUCCUCGAUUCAGCUGAAAUUAGAUAGAGACAUAGAAAUGUCAGGACCUGGCGACCUCGAUGACGUCAUGGAUGACAUUGACAUUUCAACAAGUGAUGCAGAUAGAGAAAUGGAUAGAGAUUUGUCAAUGCCAGAUUUGAGUCAAGUUGAACACAGAGAUGCUCAACAAGAUCAAAAUCAACAGCAACAGCAACAACAACAGCAACAACAACAGCAACAUCAGCAACAACAACAACAUCAUCAUCAUCAGCAGCAACAACAACAACAACAACAACAACAACAACAACAACAACAUCAGCAACAACAACAACAACAACAACUGAAUCAAAGCAAAACUAUUCCUAUCGAAAUCAAAUGGGUUAAUUCCAAUAACGAGCCCAUUAAAAAAGUCUCCAUUAUUGGGUCUUUCUCUAAUUGGAGGGAUGUACUUCGGUUGAAACGUUCAAGUAAACAUCCUAAUGAAUAUGUGACAACUAUGCGGUUACCUUUAGGUGUGCAUAAGUUAUUGUAUAUUGUGAACAAUGAGUAUCGGGUUAGCGAUCAGUUACCAACAGCCACUGAUCAAGAAGGGAUAUUUUUCAAUUGGUUUGAAGUCAUUGAUGAUUUCCGUUUAUUCAACCACUCCCAAAACCAAACUUUUCAUCAAGGUGCAUCAUCCGAGUAUGAUGCCAAUAUAGUAACACAGCCACCAUCCUCUGUGGUUGCAGGUGAGUAUGAAGUAAAUAGGAUAAGAGAAGCAUCCAAUAGUUUCUUAGAGAAGAUUUCAAAAGAUUAUGAUGAGCAGCAUGUUGAAUAUGCCGAAAGUGUGCCUCUGCUGCAACAACAACAACAACAACAACAACAACAGCAACAACAACAACAACAACAACAGCAACAACAACAACAACAACAACAACAGCAACAGCAGCACUAUCAAGUACCAGGAAGUCAAAUUUUCAAUCAACAACAACAGUCAAUACCUCCACCACAGAAUUUUGCCAGUGGUGAUCUUGUUUCACUGAAUAACUCGACAUAUGCUCGAUUCGAUGCUUCGAGUUCAUCUCUAGUUAACCAUUCAAUUGAAAACAAAACUCUUGAAUAUUCCAGCGAUAUUCCAGAUAUGUUUUUGAACUAUUCUUACUUCAAGGAGAAUACGAACUUUGAAUUAACAGAACCACCGCAAUUGCCAGCUCAAUUGAACAAUGUUCUAUUAAACAAAAUGAAUAACCAACAUCAGAGUAUGCGUGAACUGGUCAGCUAUGCGGGACAAGGGCCAGGGAAGUUGCGUCCUCAAUUGAAAAGAAGUGAUAGUUCAUAUUACGCAUCCAAUAAGGAUUCAUAUCAUCUUUCAAUUCCAAACCAUGUAAUUUUGAAUCACUUGAUGACAACACUGAUUAAGAAUGAUGUUCUUACAGUUGCUUGUAUCACCAGAUAUUCAGGAAAGUUUGUCACCCAAAUUAUGCAUUCACCUGCUGAGCAAUCCAAGAAUCAGUGCCAAGAGGAUAGACUCCAGCUUGGAGGAGCCAUGCGCAAAAACGAUUGUAUAGCCGGAAGAUUAAAGAAAGCCAUCAACAGAGCGGGAAACCAAGUGCUUGUGAGGACCGGUCAAGUGGAACAAUCUAUUGACAAGGAGUUUGAAUUUGAAGAGAAGCGGUAUCGGGAGAUGGAGAAGACUAGUGGCAAGCUUCAUAAGGAGCUUCGGAGUUAUUUGGAGCUGCUCCGGAUUGUCACUCAAGCACAAACGAAUGUAGGAGAAGUACUUAGCGAGUAUUAUGGUAGUGGCAAACAUAUUACAGAUAAUGAUAAUAAUGUUACAGGUAAUAAUGAUACGUCAGAUUUUGCCGUACAAUAUUUUCAAACGGUCAAGAAGAUAGGAGAAGAAACACUAUUGGAUUUAGAAGGUCCUUAUAAUCAGACUAUACUAAAUCCUUUAUCCCGAUUCAAUUCGUAUUACCCGGAGAUUAAUUCCGCCAUCAAGAAGCGGGCCCGGAAGCAACUUGAUUAUGAUCUGCUCAAGUGCAAAGUGAAUAAGAUGAUUGACAAGGAGCAGCAGAAUGUACAAGAACAUAGAGAAAGAGAUCCUCGAUUACCGGAGUUAAAUAAACAGUUACAAGCGGCAGAAGAAACAUAUACCAAAUUGAAUGAUCAACUUAAACAGGAACUCCCCAAUUUUGUUAAUCUCCGGAUCCCCUUUUUGGAUCCAUCGUUUUCACUGUUUGUUAAGCUACAAAUGAAGUUCUUUGAUGAUAAUUACCAGCAGUUAAGUCAACUUGAACUGAGGUUGGAUGCAAAGUCACGUGAGGAGUAUAUUAAGGGUGAUUUGGAUAAGAAGAUUGAUCUUGCAUUGGUAAAGAUGAAGGAGUUGAAUAUAACAGUGUAG
Molecule: messenger RNA, 4116 nt
Organism: Lizanozyma spartinae
Lineage: Eukaryota; Fungi; Ascomycota; Pichiomycetes; Serinales; Debaryomycetaceae
Exons: 7
Coding region: 1-4116 (1371 amino acids)
Biological process (GO): plasma membrane tubulation; actin cortical patch localization; endocytosis
Cellular component (GO): mating projection tip; actin cortical patch; Rvs161p-Rvs167p complex
Molecular function (GO): protein binding; lipid binding
Source: RefSeq, a predicted model, not a curated record